AUGAAGCCAGUGAGUUGCCACACGCUGGGCCAAAUUUAUUCAGCUCUGUAUUCUGUCAUAUUGCUGUCCUGGGGAUACAUCAUCUAUGCAUCAAUUGUAGCUAUAUGAUGACAGCUAAGGAAGGAAUACCCAAGUAAAAUCUUCAGGAUGAGUGAAGAUUUUUAA
Messenger RNA from Cervus elaphus (red deer), 165 nucleotides. Its product is annotated as small integral membrane protein 27-like. The record is from RefSeq and is a predicted model, not a curated record. NCBI's taxonomy places the organism in Eukaryota, Metazoa, Chordata, Mammalia, Artiodactyla, Cervidae. The transcript has a single exon.